AUGUGCGACGCACCGACAGGCGUACGGUCUGGGCGCAUGAUAUUACAGGACGGAGCUUUUUCCGACCGCCGCCCCGCCACGCUCUCAACCUUCCAGGUCAGUUCUUUUCAAGUGCCAACCGAGGACACGUAUAGCAAAGCUACGAUCGGAGUUGCCAAUGCUUGGUUCGAAUCCAUGUGGCGCACCUACAUCGGGAAGCUGUAG
This is a messenger RNA of Peniophora sp. CBMAI 1063, 204 nucleotides long. The record is from the annotation of a GenBank genome assembly. NCBI's taxonomy places the organism in Eukaryota, Fungi, Basidiomycota, Agaricomycetes, Russulales, Peniophoraceae.